This is a messenger RNA of Engraulis encrasicolus (European anchovy), 8286 nucleotides long. RefSeq names its product calcium/calmodulin-dependent protein kinase kinase 1, alpha a (gene camkk1a). Gene Ontology annotation, biological process: positive regulation of protein kinase activity; intracellular signal transduction; protein phosphorylation. Gene Ontology annotation, molecular function: calmodulin binding; ATP binding; calcium/calmodulin-dependent protein kinase activity. Gene Ontology annotation, cellular component: cytoplasm. The transcript has 17 exons. The record is from RefSeq and is a predicted model, not a curated record. NCBI's taxonomy places the organism in Eukaryota, Metazoa, Chordata, Actinopteri, Clupeiformes, Engraulidae. The coding region runs from base 617 to 2125 and encodes 502 amino acids.
UGACGAUUCAUGAAAGUUGGCUGCAUGGUACGAUACGACUAUGACAGUAUUUCAACGCACCAAGGGAAUUGUUUUCCGACAGCCACGGGUUGUUUAUGACGAACAGUCCAACUCCCUUAUUCCUAACCCUUUCCAAAGUGAAAGCGGGUGAAAGCUGGAGCUAUUAGCCACAAUCGCUUUGGCAUUUCGCAAGCUACAGUCCACAGUGCGGAAGGGAGCGCGAGAGAGGGAUGGGACAUAUGUCACCAUCCAGUUGGAACGCUGGGGUCUUGGCUAGUUAGUGAGAUGCCAGUCUAGUUUACGCGUGUAACGCUGGUGUAUUGUAGAUGUUGUAGCAUUGUAUUUGUAGUCUUGCAUGUUAAAGUAUGCAGCUUAUAAUCAAAUAGCAGCAGUCAUUGAAGACAGAAGGAGACCGCAGCAUUCCUACCGACAGAAGCUGUCAGCGGAGCCUCUCACACAACAGUGGUCCAGGACGGUUUGGCACGGCUCCAGCAAGGUGUUCAUGUGAGAGGAAGACACACACAGACACAUCCCCAGUCUACCCCUCCCCACCCUUCACUCCCCCGCUGCGAGCCGUCUGCCACACUGCACCACGCCGCGCUGUGCCAGCCUCACCAUGGCAAUGAGCAGUGACCCGGGCACCGCCGAGCUCAGCGAGCGGGUAGCGGGCAUCUCCGUGGCGGGGCCUCCUCCUCCUCCCACUGGGGGGGCCUCCAACGGGGUGGGAAACGGGGCCAGCUCUCUCGGCCCCACCACGCGGAAGGCCCUGGGGAUCCAGCAGAGACCGCAGCUCUCGGGCAGGAAGCUCUCGCUGCAGGAGAGGGGCCCCUACCAGGGGGCAGGAGGAGGGCGCAUGGCACGGCCGCCCACCAUCGAGUCCAAACGCAUCUCCAUCUCUGGUGAUCCGCAGGACUGCAUGCGGCUCAACCAGUAUAAGCUUCAGAGCGAGAUAGGAAAGGGCUCCUACGGUGUGGUGAAACUAGCCUACAACGAGGACGAUGACAAGUAUUAUGCAAUGAAGGUGGUGUCGAAGAAGAAGCUGAUGAAACAGUGCGGCUUUCCCCGUCGGCCCCCACCACGAGGCCCCAAGGCAGCCCUGGGGGAACAGCCGAAGGUCCUGGGGCCCUUAGAACGUGUCUACCAGGAGAUCGCCAUCCUGAAGAAACUAGACCAUCUCAACAUAGUCAAGCUCAUAGAGGUUCUUGAUGACCCGACAGAGGACAACUUGCACAUGGUGUUUGAGCUGAUGCAGAAGGGGCCAGUGAUGGAGGUACCCACGGACAGUCCUUUCAGUGAAGAGCAGACGCGUCUCUAUUUUCGGGACAUGGUCCUUGGUAUUGAAUACUUGCACUACCAGAAGAUCAUCCACCGAGACAUCAAGCCAUCCAACUUGUUGCUGGGCGACGACGGCCACGUGAAGAUUGCCGACUUUGGCGUGAGCAACCAGUUCGAGGGCAACGACGCCAUGCUGUCCAGCACCGCCGGCACCCCCGCCUUCAUGGCCCCCGAGACACUCUCGGACCAGCGCAAGAGCUUCAGUGGCAAGGCUCUGGACGUAUGGGCAAUGGGAGUGACGCUCUACUGUUUUGUCUUUGGAAAGUGUCCUUUCAUAGAUGAGUACAUCCUGGCUCUCCACAAUAAGAUCAGGAGUAAAUCGGUGGAGUUUCCUGAAAUGCCAUCAAUUAGCGAAGGGCUGAAAGUCCUCAUCUUGAAGAUGUUGGACAAGAACCCGGACACCAGGAUCACAAUACCAGAGAUCAAACUGGAUGUGUGGCUGACUCAGGGUGGAGAUGACCCCCUGCCACUGGAGGAGGAGCACUGCUCUGCUGUGGAGGUCACUGAGGAGGAGGUGCAGAACUCAGUCAAGUGUGUCCCCAGCCUCUCUACCGUGAUCCUGGUGAAGUCUAUGCUGAGGAAGAGGUCCUUCGGGAACCCCUUUGAGUGCCCCAGCAGGAGGGAGGAGAGGUCCAUGUCCGCCCCGGGAAACCUCCUAAUGGAUUCGUGGCCGUUUCGACCCUCACUUAAAAAACUCCACCCAUCCCUAAGAAAAGGGAGCAGUGGAGAGUCGGGACGUGAGAUGGAGCUGGAGGAUCUGCAUGAAGACGAGCCGUCAUCCCCCUCCUGAGAUAAAGACUACAUAUCCCAGCAUGCAUUGUGCAGUAUGUGUGCCCCUGUGGAUCCGCUGUGGGAGGGGGCAUGUGGCCCCCUCCGCUUCUGCUGUGAUGCCGCCUCCAAAACAAGCAAGCAAACAGAUGAGCCAACUAACCUUCAAGCUUCUCCAUUCACUACCACCAACACCACUACCCAGGACCGCUGACGGGUUUGCCCAAGGACCCAUUUCUGGGCCCCGCCUCUCCCUGGACCUGUCACAAUAAACCUGUUUAUCCCUCCCUUUCAGCAUCCCUGCAAUGACUACCAUCUCUUCUGGAGUAGGAGUGUCCCUUUAUCCUGUAUCCUCUGACUGAUAAGCUACACGUACAGCCAUGGCUUGAUCUUGGACACACGUGACCUGCCCUGCCACCAGGAACUCGUUCUCCUUUGACCCUCCCUGAUGUUGUGUCCCCCACCCAUCCCAAUAUAUUUGGUAACUCUUUCUUUGAAGGGGGAUUCAUGACGGUGCCAUGUAACCAUCAUCAGGAUAACAUGACGAAUGUCAGGAACUUUAAUGGCACAUUGUUGAUGUUAAUGACAUGUCAUAAUGUCAUAAUGUGUCAUUCGUUUUUUGCAAUGUCAAAUUUGGGUGAUAGGUUGGGUCAAUUGUUAGGGUGUCAUGAAAUAAAAAAAAAAGAUGACACAUUAUGACAACAGUCAUAAACAUCAAUAAUUGUGUCAUUAUUGGUCCUGACAUAGGUCAUGUCAUUCUUACCACAGUUUCAUGACACCCCUUAUGUAGAAAAAAAUUCCAAAUAUUCUCCAACCAAAGCUUUCCAUCUUUCCUUUCCUAUUUUUAGAUAAUGCAUUCUAAAUGCCAUCCACCUCUUUUUCAAGCUGUUCUUCAAGGCUGAGGCCGGAUCUAGUCCAUCUGCACAUCUCUCUCUGGCUAAUGACAGCUUGUCACUAGCUCUUCUGGCCUUCCGACUGUCAUUCAGAUCAGUGCAAUUUCAACCCAGGCACUUAUAAUUGUAGGGCUCAUUCUUUGCAGAAAGAAAUCGCAAAACAUGUGCACACACGCACGCACGCACGCACACACACACACACACACACACGCACACGCACACACGCACACGCACACUUUGUCCAUACAUAUAAAAUGCAUGCACAUACUGUACAGUACAUAAGUAUGCACACACAUAAUUGUACAUACAGUGCACUGUACAUUUGCUGGUAAACCUUUAUAAGCUAGCAUGGCUCUCUUCCCCUGUGUUCACAUAUUGCUUUUCAAACCCAGAAGAGAGCUUGGUCUCUGCGGCCUCCUGUGUUAGUGUAACUGGUGACUUGAGGGCAGCUGUGCCUCCAGAUGCAUUAGAGUCCAUACUGUGGUGUAAGACUGUGUUCCCUUCCAGGCCCAUCGGCUUCUUGUAUGGUACUCCUCUUUCCUCUGCCCUUGGUUGUGUUCCCCAUUCCCUUUACAUAUGCAUCACGGACUAACUCUGGGAAGAGACACACAGACAAAACAACUGAGACACAGAGACAAAGAGACAAGAGAGGGUGAAGAGGAAUCGACCCACAGCAAGUGGGUGUCUCCCACGGUUAGCUGACAUGCCACAUCUGGAGAGUUUGGACUCCAAAGUGACUCGGGGGCACCUUACCCAUCAGAAGGGCUAUACUGUAGAGAGGGAGGGAGGGUGGAUGUGUCCCUUCUUGUCCCUUGCAUGCAUGCUCUGCUGUGUGGCUGUUGCCUUAUGUGUACCAGCUUGCACUCUCGUACCCUGCAGACCAGACAUCAACCAGACUGCCUGCCUGCCAGGCUUGUGCUAAGAUGCCUGUCGGAGUCAAUGCACCGAGGAUCAAGGGUGUGUGUGCCUGUGUGCGCACGCAUGUGUGCUUGUGUGCAUGUUCGCGCCUGUAAGAGGAACUCGUGGAUUUGUGGACUGGAAAGCUUGCGGAAAGAGGCCAACACUGAACAGCCUCAUUCUGAGUUGUAUAAAACACUGUUUUGUCAUAUGUGUACAUGUUGUAUGUUAACAAGGAUGCAAGUGUUUGGUGUUUACUGUCUACUGUAUGUCAACCCUUGUCCAAACCGUGUCCGUAUCCAUGUGGACUGUUUUCGUUGUCUUAUCAACAAAUGUGUUGCAUUUAAACCCGGCCCUCAAUGCACUAUCAUGCGGCUUGGUGUGUCUCGCUGACUGUGAAAACUGUUGUGUAAUGACGGUACAUUUACAUAAAACUUAAUUGUUUCCUCUUCUUGCAGAAAGGUUCCAGGGUCAUAGCAGCAUAUUGAAAGAAAUAUUAUUCUCUAUAGCAUUUCCAUUCAACUCGUUCAUAUUUGUUGAGCACAUUCGUGCUAAUUCCACUGAAACAAAACGGGCGUAAAUACCUUAUCCACAUGUUCAAAACGCACUUUAUAAGAAAUGCAAAGGAACGGCCGGGUCUGCAAUGCGUCAUGGUAAACUACAGAGAACUCAGUUGGUGGCUUGACGGGGUCUCUACAAAGGGUGUGUGGUCAUCUUGCCCAUGCUGCACCGAGACACCGAAACAGAGAAGUCAUCUUGGUUGACUGGAAGGUGUAAGGAAGGACAACUUGUUUGUGGGAGAACAACACAUUUGUUGGUGAAGUGCAGUGUGGUGUGAAGCUGGGAAGUCCAGAGUGCCAAGUUGCUGCACUGUGUGUAAUGUGUGCAGGGUUGGCCAUGUGUUCCCAUCCCUACAACUGGAGAGCAGGCAUUGCCACUAUUUGGACAUAAUUCCCUUUCACUUCCCAUGCUUCAAUAGUAAGACCCUGGGAUUUUGUGGCUCUUGUGUCUACCUCCCCCACUACUAUAGGCUGAGAUUGAAUAAGUCACCCCCCUGACCCGAGGGGGGUUUAUGUCCUUUCAUUCCCUGUCUUUCUUAAUUCCUCUUUGUGUACCUGUCCACCUUGUAUUUUGGCCACUUUUGCCCACUCUGCAGAUCCUCUCUCUAACCAGUAGGCUACAGCUGCUGCCUUUGACACUAUCUUUAUACUGCAGGAUGCUAACUGUACACUGUAACUGCACACAUACUGAAAUCACUGACUGUCGUCGGCAAUGUGAUAAUGUUUCAGUCUGGAGAGAGCUGUAUAAGCAUCAGUUCCAAGGCAAGGCUUUCAGAGCUGUUUUCACCCAGCGGGUGGCGAGAUGAAUGUGUCAUUGUCAGAUGUGUCUAGAAGGCCUUUUUCCAUUGUCACAGUGGGCGGGCGGGCUGGCAGGCAGACGAGCGGGUGUUCUUCCUCGCUCUGCUGCAUUGUCCUGCCAAUGAGAACAUGCUGAUGGAUCAUUGUCAUCCUCAGCGGUACCAAGAGUGUGGAGGAGCAUUUAUCAAAACAGUGAUUAGCAGCUCCCAAUCAUAACUUCUCACUUUUUUGUUGCUGCUGCUGCAAACAGUGAAUAAUCCACACAAUCCACUUGCGUGCACCCUGGUUUCUUCUUUCAUCACAAUACAAUUUUCAAUUCUACCACCUGCCCAAAAUCCAUCUUACAGUAUAGUAAAUCAUUUAUGUGGGACAUUUGGAAUUGGCAGUGUGAAAUGGCUACUGUUGCAGUGUAGCCUGAAAGUAAAUAGACAUCCAUGCGAAAGUAUCUGAGAUGGCUUAAAAAUAAAUAAUAAUAUUAUUAAUAAAUCACAAAAAUAAAAGGGGAACAAGCAGUCCCCUGUAUGUUUCGUCCUGUUAUUGGGUAUACAAACAAAUAGCUGAAUCAUGAUCUUUUUUUCCCUUUCAGACAUAAGAGUCUUUUCCCUUUGAUCAUUAUCAAAGUAAAAUGGUUGAACACAACUAAAAAAAAAUCAGUACCCUGAGAUAUUUUCUCACACAUUUCCUGCUUCAACCAGAUUUAAAGUCCAAUCCCUCCAUUUGAAUAACACACAUUCUCACUGAACUAACUGCUUUCUCAGCAUGAGGUUUACUUGGGGGCAUGUGCAUUUUUCUUCAAGAUGACAUACUGAGUUUGUGUUUGACUUAUGGCACUUGAAAAUACCCUUAUCCUCGCUAUGCAAGCAAUUUGUUCAAAUAACCAUAGCAGCCACCCGCUGCAGCAUCAUAACAGCCCGUGUGUUCAUCCUCACUGGUCAUCACUUCCUUGACCCUGUGUCACUCACACGGCAGAUGGUGGUGUCCCCUUAUCUACUCCACUUAUCUUAAUGCAUAUUUUCCUCCAGUGUCUGUCUCUGCUUGUCUUCUCUACCCCUUUGUAUCAUAUUGACUUGUCAUAUGGUUCAUGACUCAUCUCCAACAGCUGAUGCCCCUCAUGCAGUUGUUCAGGAUUGAUUACUCUGAAUUGGAGGCCGACAUUCAUUUUUGGACACAUUGAUGUAAAUGGCAGCAAACUAGAUAUUUAUACAUACAUUGUUUAGGGACAAAAAUGCAAGAUCACAGAGGAAACUCAAAUUACAAGAUUAAGUUCACCCAGACUAGGCUGUAGUAGAUAAAUAAUAAAUCAACAGUAAUAAAAUCCUACAUAAACAGUAUAAUAAACAUAAAAGUAAAGGUGCAUCAAAGGUUCUCUGGAUUGGAUCCAUGGAGAAUAAAAACUUUGUGUUGAGCUACCACCACACCAUGCAAAAAGCUUUUCUCAAUUUUGUAUUGUUUUUUCCCCACAGUAUCAGAUCAUAAUCAAUUGUGCUAUGUCAUAUCAGUGUGAAGUAGUUCUUGAAAAACUUGCCUCCAUGGGUAAGGACUGACAAGGUUUUUUGUAUAGUUAUCACUCUCAAGAACCAGUGCUGGUCCUUUUUUCCUGUUUAUCUAACUGUUUACCUUAAAACAUGACACAGAACUAAGGUGCUCUUAGUUUUUGCACUGGCUUUGCCAUUUCCUUUAUAGCACAGUCUUUGGAUACCACCCUUAGUGUGUGGAUUGUGCAAACAUGGCGCCCAAACUCAGUGCCUCCUCUCUUUAAUUCCAGUGAGACGUCAAGAUAAAACUGGAUUUGGAAAAAAAAAACUACAUUUGUAUUUAGAACCCUGUUCACCCAGUGUUAGUACAAUGGCCCCACUACAUCAGUCCUUCAUGUCCUGUGUGUGUCUGUGACCUGUUAUAACCCUGACACUAACAUUAGAAAUUGCGCUAGUAUUGUCCUGCUAACAAAUCCUUCAUGCUUCACUGCUUCAGUCCUCAUGGUGGCACUGUACUACUAAGAUGUGCGAUGCCCGUUAUGCACCACCUCCCCACCUUCACCUUCUUUUACCUCUCUUCCUUCCACCCAACUCAAGCAUGAAGUUGUGCAGUCUCUGAUGUUCCGACUUUAUUCAGUUUACACUGUAAAUAGGACAACUGUAUCACACUGUGCAAUUUACUUCUCUUCAGCAUAUUUACACAAAGCAUUUACUUUGUCUUCACACUUGUGCUGACAGUACCCUACAGCAGGGUGCAUCUUUGCAUUCUGAGUGUAAAAAAGAUGCUCCAGGUGUAAGCUGGGUACUAUUUCAAAUGUAUUCACAUACCGUCGAGGAUAUACUUAUAUACAGUAUGUCUAUGGGCAAAGGAGGUUCACUCUGGUAGUGGUGUACAGUAGGACAGUAAUGAACAGGGAAAGUACUGGCAACAAUGUUUUAGUUUAUUCCCAACAACAAAAAAAGGGCUUGUGAGUCGAUGAGGUUGGUUGUACAGCGUGUAGCCUCAACACACAGUCAAAUCCAUCCACAUUCCUGCGAUGUUGUUUCACAGUGGAGUUGCUCUACUGUCUUGUGUUUCUAGUGCCUGUCUGAGCCGUAUGUUCAAUGGCUGUCUGUGCUCUUCUGCCUAAUCCUGAAUGUAUACGUUUCAUACGCAAAAAAAGAAGAAAAAAAAAACCAAGCAUGACACACACAAAAAAUAAAGAAUGCAACUGUUACAAUGUAAAUAUGUACCGAUAUAUACAAAGAGGCUAUUUUUUGCAUGCUUUUGUACAUUUAGACAUAAUCAAAUACAAUAAAAGAUAUCACAAUGGCGGACAUGUCAGAAGUUUUCUUGUGGAGUUCUUGUGUUUUGUGGUAUUAUUACACUCAUAACAGCAAUAUGAACAUGUCUGUUUUACACGUAAUUCAAAAAUAAUUAUCUUAACUCUUACCUCUUUAUUUCAAAGGGUCUACACGAGGUUGUCAUGCAGCUGGCAUUAGAAUGACAACACAUCAGAACAUUAAUGACACAAUAUUGAUGUUUAUGACUGUUGUCAUAAGGUGCCAGUUUUUGGAAUG